Messenger RNA from Malurus melanocephalus (red-backed fairy wren), 4256 nucleotides. RefSeq names its product WD repeat, sterile alpha motif and U-box domain containing 1 (gene WDSUB1). Gene Ontology annotation, molecular function: ubiquitin-protein transferase activity; protein binding. The record is from RefSeq and is a predicted model, not a curated record. The transcript is spliced from 9 exons. Lineage: Eukaryota; Metazoa; Chordata; Aves; Passeriformes; Maluridae. Gene Ontology annotation, biological process: protein ubiquitination. Bases 2771 to 4012 code for a protein of 413 amino acids.
CGCGAUGGGUUGGGUGUGGCUGGGCUGCGGGAAGAGCAGCAGGGAAGGGACUGCGAGGCGCGUCGAGAAUUGCUGUAGCUUUUUCUAUGUGCAUCUGCUGCUGGUGAUGCUUGGAAAGGYUUAGAAAUAAAACUCCAUAGACUGGYGUCUAUAGAGCAAGUAUUUGUUUAUUGCAGCGCUAGAAGGGAGGAGGAUUUCUCUUCCCAGCUCCCCUGCCUUUGCUUUAAAUUGKCACAUAUUUAUAUAGUAAGCAUGGUGUAACAUGAACAUUGUUACUGCUCCUCAUACGCCCACCAUACACUUACUGCUAUACAUGGGCACGGAAAUACAUGAUGUUAUCGUUUUACAAGUGCGCAUGUGUCAUCUUCCGUUCGGUGGUUCCGGGAGUUUUUCUCUAAUGAGAUAUUAUCUUCUUUAUUAUGGUAGACUUUUGACCUUUGUCUUCAGGGCAUGCGCAGUUGCGAUAUUUAUGGGGUUUUUCUAGUCUUCUAAGUUGUCAUUUUUAAUUAUUUUGCUGAUUGUCUCGUGAUUUUGCUAAGUUCUCAUUAGUGCUUGCUACUGUUUCUUCUUAUAGCAUUUACAUGUCUACUUUCUUCAGAACUUUUUUUGAUUUAUGCUUCUUGGUGAUUUUACUUCUUUAUAUACUAAUCCAGCUGGUUAGAUUACGUGCAGCUGGUAUACUACAUGUUGCUAAUACACGAAAAAACUUACAGCAAUAUAUAUAUAUAAAAAGCUAUCAUUGAUAAUAUAUUGAAAGUAAUUACACUGUAUUAUAAUAAUAUGUCAAAAGUUAUUACAUUCUUAUAUUAAUAACAUAAAAAAAGCUAUAGAAAAUUUUUAAUUAGUAAGCCUCAUAAGCACCUUGCCACUUUAAUAUAGAUCAUAUGUAUCACUGGUUUAUGGCUUAUAGAAAAGUAAAAACGUGAUUACUCAGAGGAGGUGCUGCACAUCUCUCUGUUGACGAAUGCUCCCGCUAUUCCUCACACCCUUGGUUUAUUGAUACUGAAGUCUGUUCUUAGGUUUGCUUUUCUGCACUGAGCACCUGAAAUUCUCCUGUCACAGUAUGGUCGAGGUGCCUUUUUCGGGUCAUCUUUCCAGAUAUCAAGCUUUGUCUGASUCUUCGUUUUCUCAUGGUUGAAGAAAGCAUGUUCAUCUUCUUUUUCACAUAAGACAUAUUAUUGAUAUUGCUUCAUCUAUUUAAUGGUUCUGAAGAGGGUCGUAGUAAAGCUGAGUAUCCUGAAGCUAAAGUAGGUAGUAUUCAAUGAUCUAGUCUUCAGCUAAAUUGGUGUGCCAUACACUCUGUAAAGAGAACAAGUAUUUUGCCUUUAUAUAUAACCUUUUGGUUUUGUAUAUGUAAGUAUAUACCUCUGUAUGUAUGCAUUCAUUUAUACAUACUUGCAUGUCCACAUACAUAAAAACAUGAAUGUGUGUGUGUGUGUGUGUGUACAUAUUUAUAUGCAAAAAAAAAGUAGAUAUGGUUUUGUUUGCAGUUGCCUCAGCACUGACAUUAUUAUUCAGAAGGAACACUUAUGUAAACCAUAAGACUAUUAUUUAACUCACUAUAAAUGGUAUUACUGCUUUUGUUCAUUAUAAACACUUUAUAAGAAGUGUAGGCAUUUCAUUUUGGCUCUGUGCUCCCUUAUUCUCAGGAAAUUGUUUGUGAUCUGUAGCACUGGGAGUAACCAGUUGGAAUGUACCUUUUUGGGGAUUUCUUGGACCUCAGCAGUGUAAUUCUCUUGUGUGAUGCAAUUUAAACUGGUUCCACCAGUUUUAGGUCCUGGAAAAAUACAGGUGAAGUUCGCAUUGUCUUUUGUUGUGUGUAGCAGCAAAUGCAGUUUCUGGAGAGAUUCCRAUUCUGAUCACCCAAUUAAUAUUCACAUUUUCACUUAAAUGUUUUGUUUGGUGUGGUCAAACCUUGGAUUGGCAGCAUAAGUGUGUGKUGUUGCUCUGAUGUUUUGCUGUCACUACUGUUGUUCUCUGUGAAAGUGAGCAGAAGGGAGCUCCUGGACAAAUUCAAACAGAAAGGAAGAUAAUGGAAGCAUGGACAGGUAGCCUGAGAGGAAUACAGAUAGAUUGUUAGAGUAGUUAGGGAUUCGAUUGGGAAAAUCGUGAUGGAAUUAAAUCCAGCCAGGGAUGUCAGGGACAACAAGAAAAGCUUCCAUAGGUAUUUUGGUGAUAAAAGGAAGAUUAGGAAAAAUGUGGGCCCUCUCUGAAAGGAAACAGGAGAACUAUUACCUAGGAUAUGGAGAAGGUUGAGGCAGUCAAUGCCUUUUUUGUYUCGGUCUUCACUGGAAAGUGCUCCAGCCGCACAGUAGAAGGCUGGAGAGGGACAUUUUACAAGGGCAUGUAGUGAUAGAAAGGAGAAUGGAUUUAAACUGAGAGUKGGUUUAGAUUAGAGAUUAGGAAGAAAUUCCUGGCUUCAAGGUGGUGAGGCCCUAGCACAGGGUGCCCAGAGAAGCCWUGGCUACCCCGUCUGUGGAAGCAUUCAAGGCCUGGUUGGACGGGACUUGGAGCARUGUGGUGUAGUGRAAGGUGUCCCUGCCAAUGGCAGCGGGUGGAACAGGAGGGGCUUUAAGGUCUCUUCCAACAUAAACUAGUCUAUGAUUUUAUGAUUCUGUGCUUAAACAAUGCUAGAUUAAAAAUUUGCCUUUGCAAAUGAGUUUUUCUUUGUUUUCUUCAGAAUUUAUCUUGCUAAGGCAGUAUAUUUCAUUUAUGAAAUAGGAAAAUUACGUCUAACUGUUAAACUAUUUUUCAUAUUUAAUUUUUUUAGAUGGCAACAUUAAUUCACACUUUAGCGGAUCAUAGUGAUGAUGUCAACUAUUGUGCMUUCUCAUCAUCGUGCUUGGCUACUUGUUCCUUGGACAAAACRAUUCGUGUUUAUUCUUUGAGCACCUUUGCUGAGCUUCCGUACUCGCCUUUGAGAGGUCACAGGUACGCUGUGCACUGCUGCUGUUUCUCCCUGUCGGGUCUCUUGCUGGCCUCGUGUUCCACGGACGGCACCACGGCGCUUUGGGACGUGCGCGAUGGCCGCAGGCUGGCGGUGCUGGAGCAGCCCAGUGCCAGCCCCGUCAGAGUCUGCCGCUUCUCUCCUCGGGAUCCCUUCCUCUUGGCAGGGGCAGCGGAUGGCACUGCGGCUCUUUGGAAUGUGCACUCGGCGAAACUGUACCGAUCUGGGAAUGUUAAAGAUGGUUCUUUGGUGGCUUGUGCUUUUUCUCCCAAUGGAAAUUUCUUUGUCACUGGAUCAUCAAGUGGUGAUUUAACGAUUUGGAAUGAUCAAAUGAGGUGCCUGUAUAAUGAGAAAGCACAUGAUCUUGGCGUUACCUGCUGUGAUAUUUCUUCACAUCCAGUAUCUGAUACUGAGAUUGGAUUGGAAUACUUCCUGAUGGCUUCUUGUGGACAAGAUAAUCAGAUCAAACUCUGGCUUAUUUUGUUUGCAGAUCUCUUAGGUGUUGAGUUAAAAUAUAAAUGCACACUGAGUGGACACUCUGCUCCAGUUCUGGCUUGUGCGUUUUCCURUGACGGACAGAUGAUGGUCUCAGGGUCUGUGGACAAGUACGUCAUAAUCUAUGAAACUAGUACUGGCAAUACCCUUCAUACUUUGUCUCACCAUACCAGAUACGUUACAACUUGUGCUUUUGCACCACAUAGUCCCUUACUUGCCACAGGCUCAAUGGAUAAAACUGUGCACAUAUGGCAAUUGGACCUUAAGCAACCCUGUGCAGAGUCUCUAGGCCAGCGCAGUAAAGUUCUCCAGAAAAUUGAAGAACUAAGGAUGACAAUGAUCUCAGUUUCAGUUCCUGAUGAGUUCUUAUGUCCUAUAACAAGGGAGCUUAUGAAGGAUCCUGUCAUUGCAGCAGAUGGCUAUUCCUAUGAAAGGGAAGCUAUGCAAAACUGGGUCAGCAGCAGACGAUCUAGUCCCAUGACGAAUCUUCCUCUCUGCUCUGUUAUGCUCACACCAAACAGGACAUUAAAAAUGGCCAUCAGUCGCUGGCUAGAGACUCAGCAGAAAUAGUUUAACCACUUAAUUUUGCAGUUGUUUGUUAAUUGAAAUUUUACGCAGUAAAGGGAUUAAUGUAUCAGAAACAAAUAGAAAAAGUUGUGUUUUUCUUCUAAUUGGUGGCUGGUUCAACCUUCACUGGUGGAAACUUCCAGAAAAACUUUUUUAACCUCUUGGUAGUUCUACCUUGUGUUAUUUCUGUUUAAGAUAUUAAGUACUCAAACUAAGUUUUUAAAAUAAAAUUUUCUUAACAUUUUCA